GGUAAACUCAUUUCAUGUUUUUUUAUAAAAACGAUAGAGUAUAGUACAGUUUAAGUGAAAGAUCUGACAAGUAUAUUAUUCGCUUCUAUCGCGACAUUCUAGCUAGAAAAAUCCAAAUGUUGAAGUUACCUUACAAGUUUACAUCAGAACAAAUUGUAAAAGAAGGUCGUACAUCGUUUGAGAACAUCGAGGUGGUAAAAAGAUGGCUUGAUAGUGUGGAUGAUCAAAAUAUACCGGUGAUACAAGAUGAGUUAAUCGUUAUAUUUCUACUUUCGUGUGAUAAUGAUAUUCCUUUGACGAAAAAAACGAUAAAAAUGUACUACCAAUGCAAAAAACAAGCACCGGAUAUAUUCGAUGACAAGGAUAUGAGCAGGAGUGACUUGCAAAAAGGACUUAAUACAGUUCAUAUGUCUAGCAUCCCAGUAAGAACAGAAGAAAACUAUGUAGUUCAUUUUUUCAAAUUAAACGAUCCUAGUUAUUCCAAUUUUGACUUAGUUCCAAUAAUGAAGCUUUCUUACAUGUUAUUAGACAUUACCCAAGAGGAAAAUUUACCUAAUGGGUUGAUUGCAGUGAUAGACAUGAGAGGUUUUAGUCUGAUGCACCUAACCCGAUUAAAACUAACAGCUAUAAAGAAUUAUCUACAAUUUUUACAAGAAGGCAUUCCUCUGCAGUUGAAGGUGAUUCACGUACUGAAUGCUGUCUAUUUCUUCGACAAAAUUAUGAAUAUCAUCAAGGUUUUUAUGAAAACCGAACUUAUAAACAUGAUUAAGGUGCAUCCUCCAAACAUAGAAAGCGAAAAAUUAUUUUCUUUGAUACCUAAACAAUGUUUGCCUGAAGAGUAUGGUGGAGAUUUACCUUCGAUAGAAGUUUUACAUGAAAAAACUGUUAAACAAUAUACAGAGAAACAGGAUUUUUGGAAACUUGAAGAAAAAAUGAGAAAAAACAAUAAUUGAUCGUAUCAAAUUGUAUGUUAUUUUGUUUAAUAUUAGUUUAUUGUUGUUACCAAAAUUUUUUUAAAUAAAUAUAUUGUAAAAGUUU
Messenger RNA from Sitophilus oryzae (rice weevil), 1038 nucleotides. RefSeq names its product alpha-tocopherol transfer protein-like. The coding region runs from base 117 to 953 and encodes 278 amino acids. Lineage: Eukaryota; Metazoa; Arthropoda; Insecta; Coleoptera; Curculionidae. The record is from RefSeq and is a predicted model, not a curated record. Gene Ontology annotation, molecular function: phosphatidylinositol bisphosphate binding. Gene Ontology annotation, cellular component: membrane. The transcript is spliced from 5 exons.